AUGGCCUCCCUUAUCACUCCGCUGGCCAAUAGCAGGGCUAAGUCAUGGUGCCUAACAGUAAUGCCCGUGCUCCUGUGCGGGGAGUACAGCCUACCCUUCGUCUGCCACCAUCGCGAAAGCCUGCAAGAGGUUCAAACCAAUGACCUCCGCAUUUCGGGGCUCGUGACAUUACCGUCAUGCUUCGGGACAGCAAGAAAAAUGACUGGUGCGGAGCACACACAGGAUAAGUCAUUAUUCCAGGAAUUAUUUAAGUAUUGGUGCUCAACUCGGAGCUCUUGUCCUGUGAUACAGCUUUGUGAGAGCAGCCCAUUCAUCAUCAGGAUCAUUUCUUUGCAGCUUUGUGAGAGCAGCCCAUUCAUCAUUAGGGUCAUUUCUUUGCAGUUCUCCAUGUCAGGAAACGUCAUAUACCACGAGUCCUAUUACAGGGGGCCAGGCUAUCCUCCAAAAUGUGACGUCUGUGACCAAUACAUCCCAGCAAAUGCAGCUGGCCUAAUUGUGUACAGAGUUCAUCCUUUUUGGGAGCAGAAAUACUGCCCUGAACAUGAACGCGAUAACACGCCUCGCUGUUGUAGUUGUGACCGCAUGGAGCCAAGGAAUGUACAGUACAUUUCAUUAGAGGAUGGUCGGAAACUAUGUCUUGAGUGCUUGGAUUCUGCAAUUAUGGAUACACAUGAAUGUCAGCCACUUUACUUUGAAAUCAGGGACUUUUAUGAAGGGAUGAAUAUGAGAAUAAAUCAGCAAAUCCCUAUGUUGCUUGUUGAGCGGCAAGCAUUGAAUGAAGCGAUGGAAGCAGAAAAGGAUGUAAAUCACAUGCCAGAAACUAGAGGAUUGUGCUUGUCAGAGGAGCAAAUUGUCAGCACCAUUUUAAGAAGGCCAAGGAUUGGAGGGAAUCGUAUUUUCGACCUAUUUACUGUAGCCCGACAGCUGACUCGAACAAGCGAAGUCACAGCCAUUCUCGUACUGUAUGGUCUUCCUAGAUUAUUAACAGGUUCAAUUCUGGCUCAUGAGUUGAUGCAUGGAUGGCUGCGUCUCAAUGGUUUCCGUAAACUCCCCCCUGACGUUGAGGAGGGUAUUUGCCAGGUGCUCGCCCAUAUGUGGCUUGAAGCAGAAGUCGUGGCGGGAUCAAGUAGAAAUGGAGCAUCAUCAUCAUCGGGAUCCUCCUCCUCUUCCUCUUCAAAAAAGGGAGUCAGAUCAGCAUUUGAGAAAAAACUCGGGGAUUAUUUUGUGUAUCAAAUUGCAAUGGACCCCUCACCAGCUUAUGGCGAAGGGUUUAGGGCUGGUUAUGCAGCCAUGCUUCAAUAUGGUUUACGGCGUACUUUGGAUCACAUUCGAUUAACAGGCAAUUUUCCCUAAGAUUUCAUAAUUCAAGUGUAGCUUAUUGUGGAUACUAUAUGCUGCUUCUCAAGUAGUGACUAUUGUUAUCAUUCCGAUUAAUAAUAUGAAAUAUGGUGUAUUAGUUCUAUAAA
Cryptomeria japonica (Japanese cedar) is the source of this 1466-nucleotide messenger RNA. RefSeq names its product protein DA1-related 1. The transcript has 11 exons. Gene Ontology annotation, molecular function: ubiquitin binding. NCBI's taxonomy places the organism in Eukaryota, Viridiplantae, Streptophyta, Pinopsida, Cupressales, Cupressaceae. The coding region runs from base 1 to 1353 and encodes 450 amino acids. The record is from RefSeq and is a predicted model, not a curated record.